AUGGCUGUCCCAGAUCUUGGAGUGUUUGAUAGCCCCUUGGACCCCGGUGGUUUUUGGACCCUAGGCGAACAACCAGGGAGCCACCUAAGCCUUUCCAGUGCGGAACAAUCAAGAGAUGGCAACCCGGGGUUGGGUGCACCCCGUUCCCGCACAAGGCAGAGCAUGAAAUCUCCCCGAUCAGGCUUGCCGAGGCAUCGGAGUCGCUACUCAACCAGAAGAUUGAGCAAGCAUUCGGCGCCCGUCUAUAUACCGCCAAGUCCUAAGGCGGACAUCGAUCGUGAUCCGAUGCAGCGAUGGCAGGAUUCCCCGCCAGAAGAUGAGCCAGCGGCUUUAUCAGCGAUUAUGAAUGCUAUCCAAACAACACCGGAAUGGAACUCUAGAGAUUCAUCCCAGUCUAGUGCGGGUAACAUUCGGCAACCUGCUGAUGCUUUCCGCAGCUAUCGACAUGUUCCAUCUUCCAAUAGCGGCGAAAGUGGCAACAGCAAGUCAUCUCGAAACUCGAUGCAAUCCGAGAACUCUGGCAUUUCUGGAUCGUCCAGAAACUCAUCUACACUACGGCCUCGAAAACCCCGAGGACGGGUUACAAAUCCUCGUUCAGGCAAACCACGCACAGAUCAUAAGCGUAUCUUCUGUUGCACCUUCUGCUGUGACCGCUUCAAGAGUAAAUAUGAUUGGACACGACACGAAAAGUCGCUGCAUCUAAACCUGGAGACAUGGGUAUGUGCCCCUUACGGAGGUUCGGUCUUUUCCAUGACCACUAGGCGCCCACACUGUGCCUAUUGCCAUGCGCUCGAACCAAAUGCCGAUCAUCUCGAGCAACACCAUCAUCUAGCCUGCCAUGGAGAUCCAACAGAGCCCCGGGUUUUCCGCCGCAAGGACCACCUUGUUCAACACCUUCGAUUGGUGCACGAGCUAGAUGUCAUGCCCCUGGUCGAUGAUUGGAAACUUGUGACACAGGAUUUCACUUCUCGCUGUGGGAUAUGCGACCAGAGAAUGAACAGCUGGAACGAGCGAGCGGAUCACAUCGCUGCUCAUUAUAAAGAAGGAGCAACGAUGGUCCAAUGGCACGGCGAACACGAAUUCCCUCCUGCUAUCGCUGCACAAGUCACGAACGCUUUACCACCCUAUCUGAUUGGGUCUGAGUCGCUAAGCUUGGUCCCGUUUUCUGCGACGGACUCCAAUUGUCGCGACCACUUCCAACAAAUUUCAUCCAACGCAGGAAUGGGACAGAAGGUGGAUGAUCCUCAACCCCAUCAAUCCCUACCAGAGAGUUUCUCCUCGCAGUCGGAGCUCAGCUCCUUCACUCAAAUUCUAACCAUGCAUCUCAGCCGCUACGCCCAAGCGCAGAUGAAACAGGGUGUCAUUCCAACGGAUGACAUGUUCCAGCAAGAAUCUAGGCGGUUAUUGUACAAUUGUGAGGAUAGUUGGAACCAGACUGCGGCGGAUAAUGACCAGUGGCUUUCGGCAUUCCGCAGGUUGCAUUGCCAGCCAGGAGAUCUACCUGUGCCUGGGAAUGAAGUGGAGCCGCAUACAUUGGAAGUUCCAGAGCGUUGA
Messenger RNA from Penicillium arizonense, 1554 nucleotides. RefSeq lists its product as uncharacterized. NCBI's taxonomy places the organism in Eukaryota, Fungi, Ascomycota, Eurotiomycetes, Eurotiales, Aspergillaceae. The transcript has a single exon. The coding region runs from base 1 to 1554 and encodes 517 amino acids. The record is from RefSeq and is a predicted model, not a curated record.